GUAGGCCCGCGGUACGCCAUGAGGUGGGAUCUGUGAACGAACGAGACGCGAGUUGUUUUAUUUACACCCGUGUGCUUUGCUGCGGGGCUUAUCUCUCGCGCGGAACGAACGCGAAGCAUACGCACCGCCCCAACCGGCGUGCACCGUUCGUCUUCACGUUGACAGAGUUCUCAUCCCGCGAAGGAAUCGACGCGUUCGCCCCUCCACCGGUCACAUCGAGUCGAUUCUCUCGCCACAUCUCGCACCCAGUGCAUACAAACCACCACGCGAUCGGCCUCGGAUAAAUUCACCUUGUCGAAGAUUGUUUCUUCGAAGAAAGUUUUCACGUAUGCCCCGGGCAACACUUUGUUGUCCUCUCUCGCUUUGUCUCGCGAUCCACGUUCACGCGCCCGAGCCCGAUAACUCGCUGCUGCCCCCCGCUGCUCUCGUCACGACCGAUCGUGACGACCGACGUUUGUUGUUUUUGUGCACGCGACGACCACGACGCUCCUCAAAGUGCGUGCUACCAAGGUGAUCGUGAUACCGCGCAAGACAAUGUGCGUGACAGCCACGCCGCUCAGCGCGAAAAAAAUACUGAAGGAUAGUGCCAGACAUCCGGCAAGGACUAGCAUCGCGACCAACGUACAGGUGCAAGGAUUAACAGGGGGCACGAACAAUGCCGGUGACGCCGACAGGCCGCAGCACACGUCGAUCAUGAUGGUCCGCAUGAUCGGCGAUGAAUUCCUAACGGAAGAAAGGGACCGGAAAUACUACGCCGACCAUUACAGGUGUUGUCCACCGCCUCUCUUCAUCAUCCUCAUCACUCUCGUGGAGCUGGGUUUCUUCACGUAUUACACAGUGGCAAUGGGAGAGGUUAAUCCUUCAGGGCCGGUACCGAUCGACAGCGUUUUCAUUUACAGGCCGGACAAACGUCUAGAGCUCUGGAGGUUUGCGUUUUAUAUGUUCCUUCAUGCUGGGUGGCUUCACCUGCUAUUUAACCUAGGAGUACAGGUGGUCGUGGGACUUCCCCUGGAAAUGGUUCACGGAAGUCUGAGGAUUGCGGCAGUUUACAUGGCUGGAGUUCUUGCCGGUUCCCUGGGUACUUCGGUGUUCGACACAGAUGUGUACCUUGUUGGCGCCAGCGGGGGCGUUUACGCCCUCCUCGCGGCUCAUCUAGCCAACGUCCUCCUCAAUUACAAUAACAUGGAGUUCGGCAUUGUUCGAUUAAUUGGCAUUUUCGUAAUUGCGAGCGCCGACGUGGGAUUCGCGAUCUACGACAGAUACGCGGCCGAGCAGAUGGGCCCGCCGGUCUCGUACGUGGCGCAUUUGACCGGCGCGCUGGCCGGUCUGACGAUCGGCUUGCUGGUGCUGAAGAACUUCGAGCAACGUCUCCACGAGCAGCUCCUCUGGUGGGUGGCGCUUGGCGUCUACGCGGCCUGCACCAUCUUCGCGAUCAUGUACAAUCUCAUGCAUCCGGACUAUCCAUGACGCGAGGUCAGCUUCGCGUACGGCCAACCGCGAAAUUCGUAACGCGAAGCUGACUAAUACAUACCACUGCGUAACAACGUCGAACUAACGAAGAGAGCACGGUGAACAAGGAAACGGAGGAGGGAGAAGUUCCGAGUGAUGGAGAGAACGGUGAAAACCUGUUCUCCAACCUCGAAGAAGAAGGAAAAGAUUUUGCCGAAAUUAGAAGAGGAAACGGAAGAUGGGGAGUGAUCUUGUGACAGAAAGGAGCCUCUGUGUUUCCGGUUUCACUGCUGAGGAAGAUAUUUAAAAAAAAAAAAAAAAUGAACGAAAGUCGAAGAACAUUGCAGCUCGGUUUUUCGAAGUGUAUGACGAAGUGAAGUUUGUCGAAUCGAAUCGACGAAGAAGUUGGACGAUUCGUUGUUCGUGGAACUGAAGGUUCGCGUAAAGGAAUGGGUAAUCGUUCUUUUCGAUAAAUUCGACUCGGGGAGUUUGCCUUCGGAAUGGAAUUCGCGAAAUGAGCGUGACGUCAGACUUUUCGGAUGAACUGUUGAAGCAAAUCGUUAGGGAACGGGACUAUGAUUAAAAAAGUUGAGGAAAAAAAAGAGGGAGAGAGAGAGAGAGAGAGAAAUAAUUUUCUAAUCACUGGCACUUGCGUAAGAGGAGAUUUUUAAAAGUAUAUUAAAGUCGAAAGGAAGUCGAAGAAUGAAUAUUUUAGCUACUUUGAUCGAACUUAGUUAUCAGUACAAAUUGAAAGAACAAAAGGGAAACGAGGAUAGGCCCCUGGAGCCAUAUUAUGUCGACACUCGUUGAAUGUUGCGAGCUUGGACUGAACGAAAACGAGAAAAAACGAAACAAGAAACCGAGAAACAACCAAUUCCACGCCGAUUUGCUAAUUAUAAAUUUUCACAAGAUAUCUCUCCAUCUUCGGAGAGAUAGAUUUCGACUCGGUAAUUACUUUUGUACUCCCGCCUCCCUCGUUAAAACAGAUUCAACAUUCGAAAUUUCAACGAGACAGAACGAAAGUCGAUAGGAACGAAAUAUCGGAGCCAAAAAUUUCUUUCUCACACACGUAUACGUCGUGGUUCGCGUCGACUCCACGCGUCUUCUCCGAAUCAAGGAUUCCUACCAUGAAGAGCAAACGGAUCAACCAGAAGGUGGUAAUAAAAAGGUGGAGAAAUUUUAAUGGCGCGAUCGAUCCCUUCCCUUCCCUUCCCUACUUCCCGGUGUGCGUGUGUGCGCGCGCGAGAAACCAAAGAUUCGAGAUACCUCCGGGAAUCCGUUCGCACGGGACCCAAAAUGUCGAUCGAAGUACGAGAUUCACGAGCAGAGGAAAAAGUGAAAAGAAAUUGGAGAAAAAGAGAUGAAGAAAAAAGGGGAAAAUCUUCGUUUAGAGGAUUCGUUUCAGAAGGGAAGUGGAACGAGAGAGAGAGAGAGAGAGAGAGAGAGAGAUGCAUAGGAGGGGACACGAUUCUUCUUUCCGGAUUAUUUUCUCGCUUAUCGGCCGCUUUCGUGGCAACGAAGAAAACCAAAGAAUCCUGGCCAGAACACCCUUUGUCCUUUUCAAUUUCACCUCGAAGAACGAAGACGGACGACAAGCGGAGAACGACGGAGAUAGAGGCGGAAAGAUGUUCCGGGUGAAUCCUCGGCGAUGUCGAAGGAAACAAGGUGUCCAAGAUACAAGAGAACCGAGGGAAAACGAUCGAUCGUCUCUCUGGUCACAAGGAAAACGAAAGAAGAAUGGCCUUUUCGUCGCUGUUCGAGAAUCGAUCUUGGCGACAGACGCCGGGAAGGAUCGUCGUGCAAAUAGAGAGAAAGAAAAAGAAAGAAAGAAUGAAAGAAAAACGAGAAGAUUAAAGGAUCGAACGUCUUCUACUGGUAAUUCUCUUCUAACCAGGGAUCGUGAUAAUUUGCCUCGGGUCGCUAAGAAAAUACUCGAGAAAGGAGAACGGUUUCGUUUUGUCUCGCCUGCGUUCGUUCGCGAAGCAUUAAUCCGACGAGCAUGGAGCAGCAUUAAUGACUGUUCAUUUAUGAGUGAAAGAAUUGGACAAAUUAGUAAUUAAAUGGGCGAGGAUUGUUGAGAGUAUUAGAAGUCGUACUGAUCAAUUUCGAAUUUUUCAUUAAUUUUUCAUUAAUUUUUCUAACUGUAUUAUCAAUUCUUUAUAUCGAAUGCCUGAAGUCGAUCUUCCUUUUCAUCUUUCGUUCCAUUUUUGAGAAAUGUGUUCACCACGACUUACUCUCGCGAAUUAUAUUUGUCACACAUUGUAAGGUAUAUUUCGAAAAAAGUGUAUAAUAUUUGUAAUUGUCACGUUUCGUAUAUUUAUAGAGUUGAUCAAGUAAGGUUCCUAAACGUCUCGACUAUUACUAAAAAAAAAAAAAAAAAAAAAAAAUCCUGACAAACAAAUGUCCUUGAUGAAUCAAUCGACAAACGAACAACAACAAUUUGAAACGAAGAAACGAUGUAGCAACAUCAAGGAACAAAGUACUUGGAAUUCGUUUGAAACACGCGCGUCUCGAGGCGCGAAAUUCAAACAGCGAGCGUCGCCUUUCGGUUAUCUUUAGGGCAUUUACGUAAUUGUCGCAAUUGUCACGCGAGAUGCGUUUAAAAAAAAAAAAAAAAAAAAAAAGUUGAACGGACGUCCACAAUUAUCACUACAAGGCGUGAUCAAGAUGUGAUCGAAGCGGAUCUCCUCCAGCUUGUUUGCGGCCGAACGAGCGAUCGAUCCGCGCUCCAACCUGUAUACCAUUGUAAAUAAUUCUGUACAUAAUCAAACCGACGGGCAUCCCCAUCGUGAGUACGAGCGAGUAUGUAAGUGUGCGUGUGCGCGAGAAACGAAUACGGGAAUAUAAUGUUAAGCGCGUUGAACCGACAGGAAUCUCGGUUGACUGCGUGGUCUAGUCUGAUAAUCGCGAGAUUGUGUGGCUGCUGAUGUGAAACGAAAGAACGAAAGAGGAGAGAGACAAAGAAGGAACGAAUAUGUAUCUAGUGUUUUAAAUUCCAUGUUUCGCGAUGUGCAACACGAUUUUCUUUGGAAAAUUUGCUCGAGGAGAAAGUUGUCCCAGAGGUUUGCGUAAAACUCUUGGAGCAACUGUCUCGAUCUUUGUCAACCUUUUCGCAUCUCUGUUGCGUAUUGUAAUUUGUUAGCAUAAAGAUCGUCGUCGAUCUUGGAGAACGAACAUUCUCGUCCGAGAGGAAUUUUCGAUGAGUGAGAGCGAAUGAGACAGAAAAUUUUCGUUUCGAAAGAAAGUUAAAAUAAUUUGAAGGAAAAAAUUGUCAGAAUUUUCACGAGUUCUUCAUAUAAAGCAGAUGUGUUCAUUCUAUAAAGGUCCAUUUGUAAUAGGUAAAAAUUGCGUAUAGUUUGUAAGGUGGUUACGUUUUGUUCGGCUAGGUGUGUCGCGGAUUGUUCAGAGGCGCGUGUUUUUUGUCACGUUUUUUCCUUAACUUAUUUGCUUAUUCUCGCGUUGUUCGUCGCGCGUAUAUUCCUAGUUAAUACGAAGAUGCUUAUAUUUAUUGACACUUUCUCGUCGAUAAAAGUGUGUGUCGGGUCGAUUUCGUCGCGACUUGAGUUCCCUCGAGUCCGCUCCAUUCGUUAAUCCACACAUCCCCUUUUCCUCUUCUUUCUUAUUCGUAUUAUCAGUCAACUCCUCACGCGCGCAGGAAAAUUGUCAAUUUAUUUUUGUUUCUCAAUCGUGAUCAGUUAUUUUCUCAUUUAAUUUCGCAAACGUACGAGGACCUGGAGCGAAAAGCAGAACAAGUCUGAAGAAAUUCUCGUUGUCGAUCAAGUUUUCCAUUGAAACUAUUUGAUUUUCAGAUUAAAUCUAUUUAUCAUUGUCUCGUACAGUGAAGAAGAAUUAACGAUAUCAUUUGCGUAGUGUAAUGUUAAUCGAGUUAAAUUAUCAUAAUAACUGCCAUUGUUUAUUUCCAAAAAAAUUUGCAUUCUCGAACUUUAUUUUAACACAAUUCCUUUCAGUCACCAAAAGUGACGCAAAAGUUACAAAAUUAACAUUUAGAUUAGACCUGUCAUGAUUUUCCCUUAUAAUCUUCGUACGUGAUUCAGAGUGUUCGUAAAUUUCGGACGGUGAGGUAUUAAUAAGUAAAUAUCGGUAAUCAUUGCCUCGUGACACAGUUUCCUUUGGUUCGCGAAAACGAGUCGCGAGAUAAAUAGCGCGAGAGGAUGAAAGAGGAGGGAAUUCGUACCAAAAAAGUCGAUGGCGAAAAGGCGAACGAGUUCAAACCGAGAGUGAUUAACGAUGCUAGUCAAUUAGUAGCGACAGCAGGCAGGCAGCUAAGGCAUUAAGACAUUGUCGGAAAACAGUUUUUCUUUUUCUCUUUCUCUCGCUUCCGCUUUGAAAACGGCGAGACGCGGCUCGAAAAUCUAUUUCGUAAACAUGUCGUAGCGAUUCGUUUGUUAUUAAGAUUUCUUACGUGCCUCUUUCUUGAUUGGUCUAACAUACGUGAAUUGAUCAUGGCGUUAAAACUCAUAAAAAUUAAACUUUUACUACACAAUUUACUCCAACAAUUUCUACCUAAAACACCUUUCAUUAAAAUUAUCGAAACACGUCGUAUCAUCAAUUCUCGUUCAUCAAGGAUUAAGCGAUAAUUCAUCAUUAAUAAAAUCAAUUUCAUAAAAUUACAAAGUACUGGUUAAUAACGACAAUGAAUAAACGUAACGAUGAGAAAAUAUUCCGCAAAUCCUUUCCUUUCGUAGUGUAUUUUAUUAAAAAAUAAAAUUUGGAAUGAAAUAUUGCGUUGACACCGAGAUUACCAACAAUUGAAAUACAAAACUAAAAGAUAAGAUUCAUAACGCAAUGAGGAAUGUGAAAGAAAAAAAGAUCAGUCAAAUCUCUAAAAAUGAAUGCACCACAGUUGGUCUGCGAAAAUUCUACGAAAGAUUACCAAUCGUUGAAAUUGGUCGAUUUCAAUCACUCCGAUAAUUCUAAUGUCAAAACAAGAUAACGUUGGCUCUCAGUGGGUUAAACGCUAAUAUAGUUCUAUUAAUUAUAAUAAUAGCGUCAGCUAACCCCGAGCUCGCUAAUUUAUUCAUUUAAAAGAGCCGCCGAAAAUGUUACCGCGUGGCAAACAGAAAAAUUUCAGAUUAGCCUAAACUCUGCCAGGCAUUAAUUAACACGUGACGACGAGAGGUUUGCACACAGUCACGCACAGACUGUGUCCUAUUCGUUAAAUUAUUGCGCCACUUACAUUGUUAGAAGGUAAAAGAAGAACUUUGUUCAAAUCGAAGAAGUGCUCAAGUGUCGAACUUGCAAUUAGUAUCGAUUAAUUCGAUUCCCCUUGUUUUUCUCCCUCCUAUCCCCUCCAACAAAACCAAGGCUGACCAUCAUGAUCAUCAUGCAAUUUUGCGUUUUAUUUAUUUAUUUAUUUAUUUAUUUAUUUAUUUAUUUAUUCAUUACUCCGUUCUACCGAGCGAUCGAACCAAGCGAGAUUUACAUGAGAGAGAAUCCAAGGUUAAAUGCAACGGAGGUUAUCUGUUAUAACGGCAGGCUAACCCAACCCCCACAAGUCUCCGUUUUCGUUUCGUUCUCGACACUUGAGCGGCUUUCGGUUCGCGUACCUCGAAAUUCGUAGCAACGUGCUACACGCGCGUGCGCGCGCGCCAAGGCUAGUAUUAAUUCUUGUUUAAUUCCUAUUAGCGUUGCUGGGCAUUGUCUGUUUCGAAUUCUGCUUUUAAUUGAUACGAUGCUGCGCCUCCUCGAACGCGGGCGCGCGCCACUCGGAUAACGGAAUAGCGGCAUCAGUCAUUUCGAGGAGGGGAUCAUCCUGCUCGUUUCGUCGAAUAAUUAACGAGCAGAAUUGGAGAAUCUUCCUUUCUCCUUCGUUCUGGCUCCGCGAGAGAGAUUUAGCUUUUAAGUUCAUCUUCUGUCUUUUUUUCUUUCUUUCUUUCUUUCUUUCUUUCUUUCUUUCUUUCUUUCCUUCCUUCCGAUGGACUCGACGUUUCCGACGAGCCAACCAAGAAAAAAAAAAAACGAUUGUACCUUCCGCGAACAACGUCCACUUUCUGUACCGCUGUGUUUUUAACACGAACACAUUUUUUUUUUUUUUUUUU
Messenger RNA from Frieseomelitta varia, 7508 nucleotides. RefSeq names its product protein rhomboid-like. Lineage: Eukaryota; Metazoa; Arthropoda; Insecta; Hymenoptera; Apidae. Gene Ontology annotation, cellular component: membrane. The transcript is spliced from 6 exons. Gene Ontology annotation, molecular function: serine-type endopeptidase activity. The coding region runs from base 535 to 1467 and encodes 310 amino acids. The record is from RefSeq and is a predicted model, not a curated record.